Messenger RNA from Clunio marinus, 6671 nucleotides. Lineage: Eukaryota; Metazoa; Arthropoda; Insecta; Diptera; Chironomidae. The record is from the annotation of a GenBank genome assembly.
AGUUUCGAGCGGACCUUUGAAAAAUACGAUGAUUUGUUCGCGAUUCAAAUCGAUAGCAACUUUAGCUCUAAUUUUCCUUACGCUUUUCAUAACUCCUUUAUAUGUGGAAUGUGGAAGUAAAAAAAGUUCAUCAUCAGCAGCGAGUGCACAUGAACCAACGAUCGAAGAAGUCAAUGCUAAGCAAUUAGAAAGGAUCUUAAGUGAAAAGGAGUAUGUUGCUGUUUAUUGGUAUGCCAGAAGUUGUGUAACGUGUGAUACUGUAUUAGAAGAACUCGAAAAAAUCGACGAUGACACCGACGCAUUUGGCGUGGAUUUUGUGAAAAUUAAUGAUAAGAGAUUAGCAAAACAAUAUGGAAUCCAUAAAUUUCCAGCACUUACUUACUAUAGGGAGAAGCAACCAAUCAUUUACGAAGGAGAUCUCAUGGAUGAAGAGGGAGUUUUGGAUUUCUUGACAUCAUUAGAAGCAAUGGACUUACCUGACCGAAUUGAAGAGGUCAAUGGAAAGAUUUUAGCAAAAAUCAUCGAGGAUACAGAUUAUUUAGCUGUCUUAUUUUGUCCGGAUCAUGGUAAUUGUGGACAUGGAUUGUUAAACAAACCCGAAUGUCGUAAAUGUGCCAAAGCUCUUCAAGAGUUGGAGAACAUUGAUGAUGAAGCAGACCAGCUUGGAAUUGGAUUUGUGAAGAUUCAUGACGAAACAUUGGCUGACGAAUACAAUUUGGGAGAGUUGCCGAGAUUAGUUUACUAUCGUCACAAAACACCAAUCAUUUAUGAAAAUGAAUUGUCACGAGAAGAAGAUGUCCUCGAAUGGCUCAUUGAGAAUAAGUCGACUGGCGAUGACGAGGAUGUGAUCGAAGAAGUGUCAGCAAAGAACUUGGGAACUUUGAUUCAAAAUAUUGACAACUUGGUCGUUGUUUUCUACGGUAAAGAUGAUGACGACUCGCUUCAAGUGAUUGAAGAACUGGAAAAGAUUGAUGAUGACUGUGAUAAGCAUGGCAUUCAGUUUGUAAAGAUUGAUGACAAGGGUGCAGCAAAGGAACACGGCGUUAAAGAACUGCCAACCAUCAUCUUCUUUGAAAAACAAGAACCAACUCGAUAUGAAGGAGAUUUAAUGGACGAAGAUGAACUUCUCCAUUGGUUGUUAAGUCACUUGGAAAAUGAUGAGAUUGAAGAUAUUGAUGAAGACGAGCUUGAUCGGAUGGUUAAAGAGGGUCGUACAAUGGCUGUUUUGUUCUAUGACAACAAUGAUAAAAAGUCAGGAAAGGUUUUGGCUGAAUUAGAAAACAUUGACGAUGAAUGUGAUCAAUUGGGAAUUGCUUUCGUGAAAAUCGAUGACGCUGAGGAAGCGAAAGAAUAUGGAAUCGAUAAAAUGCCAAAGCUUUUGUAUUUCGAGAAAGGAAUUCCAACAGUUUAUGAAGGAAAUCUUGAGAAGGAAGAAGAAGUUCUUAAAUGGAUUGAAAUGCAAUCAAGUUCAGAUGAAAUUGAAGAUGUUACUGAUGAGAUGUUAGAUAUCAUCAUUUCAAAAAUGCAUCAUGUUGCUGUUCUUUUCUACGACAAAGAUUCAAAGAAAUCACAAAAAGUUCUUGCUGAACUCGAAAACAUUGAUGAUGAAUGUGAUCAAAAUGACAUUGCAUUUGUUAAGAUUGACGAUGACAACGAAGCACAUGAAUGGGGCAUUGAUGAACUUCCCACAAUGGUCCUCUUUGAACGUGGCAUUCCUCACAUUUACGAAGGUGAUUUGAUGCAAGAAGACGAAUUACUUGGAUGGUUGAUUUACCAGAAGAAGCAUUCAGAGAUUCCAGAAGUUACUGACGAAAUGAAAGAUAAACUCAUCGAAACUUUCCCACAUGUUGCUGUUAUUUUCUACGACAAAGAUGACAAACAAGAUAUUCGUGUACUUAAUGAAAUGGAAAAUAUUGACGAUGAUUUGGAACGCGAAGGAAUCAUUAUCGUCCGUAUUGACAAUGCCGAUGAAGCCAAGGAAUAUGGUUUAAAUCAUUUGCCAGCAAUGGUCUACUUUGAAGACAAAAUUCCUGCCAUUUACGAGGGUGAUUUGAUGAACGAAGAUGAAGUUCUUGAAUGGUUAAUUAUACAGAAGAACACAGCAACUAUCGAAGAAGUGACUGAUGAAAUUUUGGAUGAUUUGAUUGAAGAUCACGAAUAUGUUGUUGUUUACUUUACUGGCGAUUGUGAAGAAGGAGAAAAAUGCGACAAGAUUUUGGAUGAUUUGGAAAAUAUUGACGAUGAACUUGAUGAAGCUGGAAUAAUUUUCGUCACCACUGAAGAACUUGAUAUUGCUAAGAAAUAUGGAAUCAAGAGCCUUCCAAAACUUGUGUUCUUCAGAAACAAGGAUCCAUUGAUUUACAGUGGAGAUUUGGACGAUGAAGAUGAAGUCCUUGCAUGGUUGACUGACGAAAACACUUUGGAAAUUCCCGGAAAGAUCGAAGAAGUCAACAUGAAGAUGUUGGAGAAAAUUUUAUCUGAAAAUGAUCACAUCGUCGUGUUCUUCUAUCCAGAAGGAGACAAGAAAUCACAAAAGAUCUUAAAUGAACUUGAAAAUAUUGAUGACGAAUGUGAAGAGAAAGACAUUGACUUUGUUAAGACGAGUGAUGAUGGCAUCGCGACUGAAUACGAUUUACCGACACUUCCAGCUCUCGCAUUUUACCGUCACAAAUUCCGUACAAUUUAUACAGGAGAUCUUAUGAAUGAAGAUGAAAUCCUUAAAUGGGUGUUAGAGCUCAUUGAAGCAACACCAGAUGUCAUCGAAUCUGUUGACCGUCGCACACUUCAAGUUUUAAUCAACGACAUUGAACAUUUGGCUGUUUUCUUCUAUAGCGACAAGUGUGAAACGUGUCCUGCUAUUUUGGACCGUUUGGAAACAAUCGAUGAUGACACUGACAAACACGACAUUCAAUUUGUUAAAACAGACGACGUGAAAUUGGCUCAUGACAUUGGAGUUUUCUCUUUUCCAGCUUUGAUCUAUUACGAGACUGGCGUUCCAAUAAUGUUUGAUGGUAAUCUUAAAUCCGAAAAGAAAAUCUUACAAUGGCUUGUCGAUCAAAAGAAUGACGAAUGUUUCUACGUUGGAAUUGAACGGGGAAAUGAUAAUGCGAAAAAGUCUGAAAAGUCAUAUGUUGUACCAUACCAAUGCUGUCCAUCUACUAAGGAAAAGGCUCAAGCUCGUCUUGCAGUUUUAAGCGAUACAAAGCUUGGCACUUCGAAAGCUAUUCGUAAUGAUAUCACAUUCACUUUUGAGCAUGAUGAAGAAGAUAAACCAGCUGCGAAGCCUAAGGGAGGAAAGAAAUUGAAAGCACCAUCAAAACCAGCUCAAGAAGAUCGUAAAUCAAAGAAGGAAGACAACAAGAAAGACUCAGCACAAGAAAAGAAGAAACGUGAGCGUGAUGUAAAGGAAAAAGAAUCAAGAGACACUAAAGAUAAAGAUUUUGAUAAAAAAGAUAAAAAAGGAAAGGAUAAGAAGGACAAAGGUAAACACACAAACGAUGAUGAUGGUGAUGGUUUCUUUCAAUUAGGCAAUUGGUGACCAUCAGAACCACCACCGACUCCACCACUCAACGUAGUGCAUGAAUUUAUGCUUGUAGAGUUAUCGCCUAAACCUUGUGAUUUGUCGGAUGAGAGAGAAGUUUUCGAUUGGAUUAUCACACAGAAAAACGAUGAAAGUAUUGAGGAUGUCGACCGAGAAACUUUCCUCGAAUACAUCGACACAAAAGAUUUUUUAGCUGUGGUCUUCUAUGACGAAGAUGAUGAGAAGACAACGACAACCGUCUUGAGACAUAUCGAAUUGAUUGACGACGAGGCAAGCGAGUAUGGAAUAAAAAUUGUGAAAUCAAAUGACGAUUUGAUGGCUAAGAAGUUUGGAUAUCGUAAUCGACCAGGAAUUACAUACUUCAGAAAAAGCAAACCAAUCAACUAUGAUGGUGACAUUGACGAUGAAGAAGAAAUCUUGGAUUGGCUAACAAAUCCAGAUAAUAUGGAGAUGACAGAUAGCAUCGAAAGGGCAAAUCGAAAAAUGUUUGAAAAAAUACGAAAAGCUUCUGAUUACUUAGCAGUUUUCUUCUGUAAGCUGAAUAGUGACGACUGCAAGCAAUGUCCACGAGUCUUAGCUGAAAUCGAACAUAUCGACGAUGAAGCCGAUGGUGCUGGAAUUAAUUUUGUGAAAAUUGAUGAUAAGCAAAUGGCUAAGGAAGUUGGAGUCUUUGCAUUACCAGCAAUCGUGUUUUAUAAGCAACAUUCGAAGGAACCCGUCAUUUACGCUGGUGAUUUAUAUGAUGAAGAAGCAAUUCUCAAUUGGCUAUUGACUCAAAAGAAUCCCGGUGGUGAUAUUAUCGAAGACUUAGAAGGUCAAAAGCUUAAACGUCUCAUUGAAGAGUCUCCAGCAAUUGCAGUUUACUUUUGGAAUAAAACACUUUGCGAUUAUUGUAAUUCAAAAGCAAUGAAAAAGGCGCGUCAUAAGAAAGAAAAGCAAUUGGAAGCUGAAGCUAAAGCUCAAGCAGCGUCUGCUGAACAACAUAUUGAGACUGGGAGUGGAAGUGGAAGUGGAGAUGAUCCGCAACCGAUUGAUAUUAUAGAACACGCACCACCAGUUGAAAUAAAAGAGGAUAAACCAGGCGGAGAUUGUGAACAAUGUGGAGAGUUUCUUGAUGAAUUAGAAAAUAUCGACGACGACUGUGACCGACAUGGAAUAACGUUUGUAAAGACUCAAGAUUUCUCGAUUGCGGAACUUUAUGGGAUCAGCGAAUAUCCCGUGCUUGUUUAUUUCGAAGCAAAUGUUCCGAAUGUUUAUGAAGGAUCCCUCAAGGAAGAGGAAGAAGUGUUGCAAUGGCUUAUUCAACAAAAAACUGAAGAUCGAAUAGAACUCAUCACUCGCGUUAUGCUUGAAACAAUGGUUGAAGAGACGCAAUACCUGGCUGUUUACUUUUAUAAGGUACAUUGCAACAUUUGUGAUCAAAUACUCGAGGGACUGGAACAGGUCGAUGACGAAUGCGACGUGUUUGGCAUUCACAUGGUCAAAAUACAAGAUCCUCAACUCGCUAAGCGUUAUUCCAUUAAGACGUUCCCAGCAUUAGUUUACUUUAGAAAUGGAAAUCCUUUGAUAUUCGAAGGUGACCUUCAAAAUGAACAAUCAGUUCUUGAAUGGUUGAUUGACGAUGAUAAUCGUGAACUUGCCGAUGAAAUUGAAGAAGUUAAUGACAGAAUGUUAGAUCGAUUGAUGCAAGAGUCACCACUUUUAUGUGUUUUCUUCUAUGAUGAAGAUUGCAGUGAAUGUGAAGAAAUUUUAGAAGAACUUGAAAAUAUUGAUGGAGAAGCAGACAUGUUUGGAAUUGAUUUUGUGAAAAUUGCAAGUCUUGAAGCUGCUCAUAAAUACGAAGUUACAACAAUUCCUUCACUUGUUUACUUCCGCAAACAAAUGCCAAUGCUUUACGAUGGUGAUUUACAUCAAUAUGACAAAGUUCUUAGCUGGUUGACAUCACAAGAUGUCUUCGAAUUAAAGAAUGAAAUCGAAGAAGUUAAUAGAAAAAUGUUGGAUAAACUUUUAGAAGAAAAUGAGUUUUUGACAGUUUACUUCUUCGAGUAUGAUCAUGACGAAAGCGCAACAGCUUUAGAGAAACUAGAAAAUAUAGAUAGCGAAACUGAUAACUUAGAUAUAACAUUUGUGAAAAUGGCAGAUUCAAGAUACGCACGAAAAUGGGGUGUCACUAAGUUGCCAGCUUUAGUUUAUUUCAGAAAGCGCUUCCCCAGUAUUUAUAGAGGUGACAUAAUGUCCGAAGAAGAAGUUCUUGAUUGGCUGCGGAAAAAUCGUUUUAGACAACCAGAACUAAAUCUCUUUAUGUAUGCUUUGAUUGCCAUUGCAAUCGGCUUUGUACUGUACACAGCGUUUCUACUUCAGUGUUUCAAGCCCGCACCACCUCCACCAAAAGUUCAGAAAGAUCCAAAAGAUAAAUAACGACCAAAUGCUGUUUCUAAAUGAUAGUUUAGUUUAUUUUAAUUUCCUUUUCCUGAUUUUAUCGUGAGUUUAACCAAUAUUAAAUAAUUAAAGGUUUAAAGCGACGAAAAUUUGAUAAAUUUUUGAGUUCUUUAAAAAUUGACAUCAAAUUUUCUUUCUAAAUCAUGUGAAUGCUAAAUGUUAUUAUUUUGUGCAAUUACGAGCAUUUUUAUUUUGAUCGAAAAUCUUUUCAUUUCUUUUUUCUUUCUUUUUUUUUGUGAGAAAAUUGCGAGAUAUAAAAUAUGAAAAAAAAAACAUAAGAUGAAAAAAUUAUCAGAAAAAGAUUUUCCAUGUGUAUUGGAAAAUGAUCUCGAUAGGAAAAUCGAAAAAGUUCAACUAACACAAAAAUGUUCUUUAAAUUUAGAAAAUUAAAAGGAAGCGAGAUUAUGAUGAAGGUUUCUUUAUGAAUUUGGGUUUUCUUUUUAUUAAUGUUUCAGAAGAGAUUUGAAUUAAUUAUAUUAACUUUACCUUUAUGUAAUCUGAAGGAAGAAGAGGAAAAAUAUUAUUCAUACGUGAAAUUGAAAUCACGUGAAACUGAAGACAAAUUUCUUAUUUUUAAGUGAGGUAAAUUGUACAUUUUAAAUUGUAAAAUCGUUUAUAUUGAUGAUGAUGUUAGAAGCAAUGAAAACAUAAAGAUAAGAAAUAAAAGUUAAGAAUUUAAAAAUGGAAAAAA